AUGGCCCACAAAACGGGCCUCACUCAGGGCAGGCCUCACCCAGGAAAAUGGGAGGCUGCAGACCCCACUAGGCCUCAAAAUGGAGCUCAGGCUUUGGAAGUCAGAAGACCCCCCGUACCCGUGCCCACUCCCCUCGGGUCACAGACCAGCAUUGAAGGGUGGGUGCCACUUGGACCCCACUUGAGUCGACUCGAGCCAAUCACGGGACUCUGCAGUGGCGUCGAGGAACUCGGCCGUAAUGCCUCUUUUAUCUGCGCCGUGUUAUCGACUUUAGGUUUUAAAAAAGUUACAAAAGUGAAGAACCACCAAGACAUCCAGCCGACCUGUGAGCCAACGCCUCGCGCUGCCAGCAUUUCUUUCUUAAACUUGGUUUAUUUUAUUGACAGGAAGAUCUGCGACCCUGGACUGACUGCGUUUGAACCCGAGGCCCUGGGCAACUUGGUUGAAGGCACCGACUUUCACAGGUUCUACUUCGAAAACGCUCUGUCCAAGGGAAACAAGCCGAUCCACACCAUCAUCUUGAACCCCCACGUGCACCUGAUUGGCGAGGACGCCGCCUGCAUCGCUUACAUCCGGCUGACCCAGUACAUCGACGGGAACGGCAUGCCCAAGACGAUGCAGUCUGAGGAGACCCGGGUGUGGCAUCGCCGCGACAGCAAGUGGCAGAACAUUCAUUUCCAUCGCUCAGGCUCUCCCACGGUGCCCAUCGAGUAAGUUGGCAUGUGCCCAGCUGUCACUGCCUGCCUCCUCAUCUCUCACAAGCCAACCGGACUAACGAGGCUCUCCCGUCUCCGAUACCAGCCGCCUUCCAGUGGACCCCGUGUCCCCCAUCCUGAUGUGUGACCCCAAGUCUCUCCCACCUCUGCCUACCAUUUAGUUAACUGAAGGAAAUGUUCCACGUCGAGACCCCUGGGAGGGAAAACACAGCGAGUCACGUAACGGUUACCGAAGAGUACCAACCUGAAACAGUCAGUUAGGAUUAACCAGGGUGCGACGCUCGGGUGGCACCGUUUCACCGAGGAUGAGGAUGUCAAAUUUCAGACAUUUUCACUUUAGUGAUGAGAAAGAAGCAGGCCAGCUUUUUAAUUUGAACGGGACGGUCAGGCAGUCGUGGAUUUAAAAAAAAGGAAGUUGUGCCCGUCUGUCCGUCCCGUAUCCCAUAGCAACGGGUUGCUAUGUAAAUGCCAUCGACUUGACGGCUUCGUCAUGGUCAUCCUCACCACUCUGGUUAAUUAAAAGCUGACUGGAUUCAAUGAUUAAAAACACGUCCAAUAAAAGCGAGAAAAGGAAAAACGUGUCGUACGGCGAAUGAAAGAUGACGGCUGUGACGCGUGAAUGGCCGGAGGGCACUGGGUGGGACAGGAGGGGUCGAGUAGCGACGCAUAGAUUUCAGCGAACACCUUGGUCUUUUUGCUCCUUGCUCGUCUAUAGGUGGUCUGCCUCGAGCCGGUGGUCUCCAAGGAUCUUGUGCCGCAUGUCCACCGUCUUGAGGUACACGAACAGACUUGUUCACCAACCUCAAGGCCUCCUGUGUCCAUCGGUCCCGACAUUCGCACCGUCCCAGUCGUCGUCUUUUGGAGUUUCUGGCGUUGGCUGUUCAGUCCCAAGAGAACUUUUAAGUUUGUCGUUACUCCAAAUGCUGACUUGAUCCCGAAACACAGGCGGGACCGCUCAGGUGCCGGGGGCCUCGAUCUGUAGUUUACUGGCACUCAUCGGAGGGUCCCGUCGGUGCGCUGCCACCAUCCCCAGGGGUGCCCACGUGGCCUUGGCGCAUUUCGUUCAGUUCUAUCACUAUAAAAGGAGGCGGCGGGUUGGUUUUCAGGCCUCGUUGUUUUUUCGGUUUUUGUGGAAGACGACGUUUCAUUUUUUUUCUUUUUUCUAAGACGGCUUGCUUUUUAUCUUUUAUUUUUGGUGACGUGCGUAUUUUGUGAUGGAAGUAAAAAAACGUUCAGUCUGCGCUUUAAGGGACCGACCGCAACCUCAAACACACACGCAGAACGGGCGCACGAGUGGCGUUGACAGGCGCGCUCAUCCCCAGAGUGGGCACGUCCUCUCGCGCUGAAACGCCGAGUCAGGGUUUCGUAUUUUUUUCCGUUUUCUCCACGGCGGGCGGGGGGGCGGGGCUCUGCUUGACUUUUCUCGUUUGUUACUUUAAUGCUGUUUUUUUAAUUCAAAUUAAAUGGUGGUUAAUGUGUCAUUGGAAGCCAUUGAUGUUCUAAAACUCACGGAGUCCAACUUGUUGAGAUUAUUUGGGGGGUUUUAAGGUUUCUUUUCUUUGAACGUAUUGUUAAAAUCGCAAAACAAAAAACCCAAACGGUAACGAAGUCGAUGUGAGCCGCUAGCGUUGCUUUGGUGUGUGUGAAGACGAAUCAUCUUGUGACAUUUUGACUUUUUAAUUGUAGACUUUGGUGGCGGGUGACUUCCUCCACAAUGCCAAUGUUGUCUUCCAUGCAGUGUGGUGGAGGAGGAGGAGGAGGAGGAGGAGUUCAUCUUCACCGCGGCUCAAACACAAACUUGUCAUUUCUGUGCUGUUCAGUAAGCUGUGGCAUCCCAUGGGAACGCAGAACAUACCGGACGUCUCGCACGGGUUCAUAUAUUUAAGUGACAAUAAAAACGUGUGAUUUCUGCUCUCCA
Messenger RNA from Polypterus senegalus (gray bichir), 2634 nucleotides. RefSeq lists its product as uncharacterized. Gene Ontology annotation, molecular function: calmodulin binding; calcium/calmodulin-dependent protein kinase activity. Gene Ontology annotation, biological process: protein phosphorylation. The transcript has 4 exons. NCBI's taxonomy places the organism in Eukaryota, Metazoa, Chordata, Cladistia, Polypteriformes, Polypteridae. The record is from RefSeq and is a predicted model, not a curated record. Bases 1 to 714 code for a protein of 237 amino acids.